UGCACAGAGACGUGCGCGCACUCGCCACGCAAUUUGUGUGUGAGUGUGUGCACGAGACACAGAGAGAGAGAGUGAGAGAGAGCAUCAUCAUCACAACACCGGCUGACAGCUUCCUCUGCUCGGACACCGAGGAGGAGGACGACCGGGGGCUUGGAGGUUAAAUCCAGAAGAACCGGGGAGGAGGCCGAGCAGGAGCCGAGAGAGAGACGUGGGUUUGCAGCCGUGGUUGUUGCAGCGGCGGCGGCGGACGGACGGACGGACGCACGGACGGAUCCGUGGGGGAGUCGCUCGGUUUCCCGGUGCUUCACACACCCUGAGCCUCUGCAGCAGCAGCAGCAGCAGCGGGGAGCAGAGGAGGAGCAGCAGCGAGGAGCAGGAGGAGCAGGAGGACCAUGGAGGGGAUGCAGGCAUACGGAGCCGGGAAAGCCGGAGGAGCCUUCGACCCCGUCACCUUCUUCCAGCAGCCUCAGACCAUUCUCCGCAUAGUGUCUUGGCUCUUCUCCAUCGUGAUCUUUGGCUGCAUCGCCAACGAGGGCUACAUCAACCGCCCCAAUGAAGUAGUGGAGUACUGCAUCUUCAACCGCAACCAGAACGCCUGUAACUACGGCGUCUUCAUGGGCUCCAUGGCCUUCCUCUGCUGCAUGGCCUUCCUGGCUCUGGACGUGUACUUCCCCCAAAUCAGCAGCGUCAAAGACCGGAAGAGGGCCGUGCUGGCUGAUAUCGGGGUGUCAGCGUUCUGGUCCUUCAUGUGGUUUGUGGGUUUCUGCUUCCUGGCCAACCAGUGGCAGGUGACAAACCAUGACGACAACCCGCUGAGGGAGGGAGGUGACGCUGCCAGAGCAGCCAUCACCUUCUCCUUCUUCUCCAUCUUCACCUGGGCGGCCCAGUCCUUCCUGGGCUUCCAGAGGUACAAGCUGGGCGCCGACUCGGCUCUUUUCUCCCAGGAAUACAUCGACCCCAGCCAGGAUGCAGCCGGAGCCCCCUACACCUCCUUCGGUGGCGACGACCUGGAGAGUCCGGGGGGCGGAGGAGGAGGAGGGAGCCAGGCCAACAGCGACAGUGCAUUCGAUGGCACUGGAGGCUACCAGCGUCAGGACUACUGAGAUGUUAGGAUCUGGAUGACGUUGCCCAAAGUUUCUUAUUAAGAGAGAUUUAUAUUGUUUCUAUGGAUCAAUGUAGAACAGGCAAAAUACGUUGUUAACUUAUCCACCAGUUUGUUAUUUUGACCCAGUGUUAGACACAAAUUUAACAAAUGUAAUGUUAAAGAUUGUCGUUGAGAUGUGGCAUAGCCAAAGGAUACACCAACAAAUUGUAAUUAAUGAUAAUGAUUUAAUUUUAAAAAGGAAAAGAAUCAUAUUUUAGUAUGGUAAUAAAAUAGUAAUAUUGGGUCAGAACAGUGUAGCAUUGUGUUAGUUAUGACCCCGUGAUAUUAAUUAGAACAUGCAAAGAAUUAAACAUUGAUAUUUUUAAUUCUUAUCCAAAAUCUGCAAAUAAAUACAACACAACAAAGACUUUACAAAUAGAAGCAAUGACAGAAAAACCAUGAAAAACAUCAGAUAAAUAAAGAUUUAUGAAUCACCGGGGGGGGGGUGUAAGACAUUGUUGGAUAGAUCAUUCAAAUUAAAAUCUGAUUUAACACCUGAACCCAGUUCUGGCAACAUUAGUUUCAUACCAAUAUCAGAUCAGUUAUUGGACUUAAACAUCAGUUUCUGUGGGAAAAACUACAGAAUCUGUCUGUAGGUCAGAAAUCUUGGGCAACUUCUCAGAUCUUUGGGGAGGAUAAACUGGCGGUGGAAUAAAAGGUGUGAGUCUGUUUGUGUGGUGGUAGAGACGCUGGAGUUCGAUCGGACGUCUUAAGGAGGGUUGAGGGAUUUAGAAAGAAACGGUCACACUGCAGCAGAUCGAUGCUCGUGACCUCACUGCCUUCAUCUUCAGAGGUCCACAGUCAGUCAGCGAAAUGAUCAGUGUUAGUUGAAACACCCUCAAACAAACAUGUGCAAGCACAGGUCCACAGGCUUAUCGAUUAUAAACAGUUACAAGGUUCAGCUGACGAAACUCCUCAGAGGUGCAUUACAGGAUAUCAGCAUCGUGGUGUGACUGGCAACUAAUCCCCUCAGCUGUGAAACAGGAGUGUGUGUGUGUGUGUGUGUGUGUGUGUGUGUGAGUGUGUGAGUG
Messenger RNA from Paralichthys olivaceus (Japanese flounder), 2175 nucleotides. Its product is annotated as synaptogyrin-1. NCBI's taxonomy places the organism in Eukaryota, Metazoa, Chordata, Actinopteri, Pleuronectiformes, Paralichthyidae. The record is from RefSeq and is a predicted model, not a curated record. Gene Ontology annotation, cellular component: synaptic vesicle membrane; neuromuscular junction.